AAACGCGACCAAGUAUCCAGCCUCAGUAUCACAAAUACCAACAACACGUCAACAUGCUCUGUGCAAUCUCUGGAGAAGCUCCCCGCGAGCCUGUUGCCUCGCGCAAGUCGGGCAAUAUCUUCGAGAAGCGUCUGAUUGAAGCGCACAUUGCAGAACACCACACCGACCCGGUUACGGGAGAAGACCUGGCGACCGAGGACCUCAUCGAGCUCAAGUCGCCCAAUGUCGUGACUCCACGCGCGCCCAACUUUACCUCGAUACCUGCCAUGCUCAGUGCCUUCCAAAAUGAAUGGGACGCCCUGGUACUAGAGACACAUACGCUCAAGCAGCACCUGGCGCAAACGAGGCAAGAGCUGAGCACCGCCCUGUACCAGAAUGACGCCGCCACACGGGUAAUUGCACGGAUAACAAAAGAGCGGGACGAAGCGCGCGAGGCUUUGUCAAAUGUCACCAUCAGCGGAGGCGCCCAGGGCGAUGCCAUGCAAGUCGAUAACCAGGGCCUGCCUCAGGAUCUGAUCAAGGUGGUUGACGACACACAGCAAGAAUUGUUUGGUUCGCGCCGAAAACGAGCUGUACCAGCAGGCUGGGCCACCGGUGAAGUCAUCACCAACUACGACCUGGUCAAGACAACAGAGGCUAUAUACCCAGGUAGCAGCAACAUUGCUGUACAAGAAGACGGUCUGGUCUUGUUUGGUGGAUCAGACGGGACAGCUGGCAUCUAUGCGCUGGCCGAGGGCAAGGUUACACAGACCUUCAACGCUGGUAGCGCCAUCACAGCAGCAGCUUGGUGUGGAGGCCGUGCAGUUGUUGGAACAUCGGCUGGUGUGGCCAAGAUUUUCGAGCAGGGUAACGAGGUUGCUCAAGUAGCAUCGCAUGCUGGAGCUGUUACGUCCAUUUCCGUCCACCCCAGCGGAAAAAUGCUCGCAACAGCGGGCGCGGACAAGCACUAUGCUGUCCACGAGCUUACUUCUUUCAAGACUGUGUCCCAGGUGUACGUCGAAGCGGAGAUUACCUGCGUUGCAUUCCACGUCGACGGUAUGCUCUUCUUUGUCGGCAGCUCCGAUGGCAACAUCCGCAUCUACGACAUUAAGACUGGCGCUGCUAUGGCCCAGCUAGAAACAGGUGGCCCGAUCGUGGACCUCAAGUUUGCUGAAAAUGGCACUUGGUUCGCUGUUGCACAGCAAGGCUCUACCAGCGUCUCUGUUUGGGAUAUCCGGAAGCAAGCAGUCAUUUACACACUCGAGUCCGGAAGCCCAGUCACGUGCUGUGAAUGGGACUACAGCGGCAUGUAUCUGGCGAUUGGUGGCACUGGUAGCGUGUCGGUGCAGCAGUUCACAAAGGCAACCAAGAGCUGGGCCGAACUUGUGAGGAAGGCACUGCCAGCCAAGGAUGUUACAUGGAGUGGAAAGGCCGAGAGCGUGGUGGCUCUGACACCAGAGGGUGGCUUGGCGGUAUUGGCUGCUCCUUAGGCUAGGACGCAGCACUGAUUGAACUUGUAAUACUAUAAGCUCACAGACAACUGGAGCGCUAUUUUUGGAAAGACAUGUUGGUUGAGAGCAACAAGUGCAACGGAUGAAAAGCCGAGGAAUCGUAAGCAAAUGUCAGAGACCUUUGGGCUGAACUGCUUCAGUAGGUUGUGGAAGAGUGCCGGUUGGCUUAGAAUGGUUGAAGCAUCAACGAAGGCGGCCAGCGUCGGGGCGACCAUGUUCCUGGUCAAAAGAAAAACAUUAAGGCGCAAACUGGGUUGUAGUGAUAAUGCAAAUGUGAGGUCUGCUUGCCUCAGCUUAGCAAUCAAGAAGGCAUUUCCG
Messenger RNA from Bipolaris maydis ATCC 48331, 1808 nucleotides. Its product is annotated as WD40-repeat-containing domain protein. Gene Ontology annotation, biological process: mRNA splicing, via spliceosome; DNA repair; protein ubiquitination. Lineage: Eukaryota; Fungi; Ascomycota; Dothideomycetes; Pleosporales; Pleosporaceae. Gene Ontology annotation, molecular function: protein binding; ubiquitin protein ligase activity. The record is from RefSeq and is a predicted model, not a curated record. Gene Ontology annotation, cellular component: U2-type catalytic step 1 spliceosome; Prp19 complex; cytoplasm.